AUGGCAGUCACUACCAGCACUCAAGUUGAGCUUCAACCCCCUGGCUUGACAGCUGUCAACUCAAAUGACAUCCUCCUUGAGUUCUCUAUUGGUGAUGAAGAACGUCGAGCUCUCAUCAAAGAGAGAGCAGGGGCAUCCCUUCACGUUCCUGGGUUACAUCUCAGUACAGCCCAUCACCGCAGGGGUCCGAGUCCUGAUGCGAGGGCAGAGUUCCGCGAGACACUGCUGGAUGGCUUGCGCCAGCGGUGGCAAGACCCGUUGACUGAGGCGCAAUUCUUGAAGUUGGCACGAGACCUUGAUCGGAAUGGUGCCAGUCUAUACAGUGGGCUCAUUGGGAUGGUGAGCUUCCGGACGCUAAUCGAGAAUUACACCAAGGCUCAGGGCGGUACCGGAAACAAAACAUUCUUACACUCCUACGUCAAUUUCGCGGAUCAUCCUGACUUCUUGACUGACGCACGGUAUAAUGACGCUUUUGCUCACCCAUUGCUUGUUGCACUGAUUUCAUAUCAAAUGGGUGGCGCUCUCAGGCUGAACGAUGUUCGAGGCAAGGAUACAGAUCCUAUCUCUGUUAAUGCACAAGACAACAUGCUGCAUAUUGAUAAUACUCCAUUUCGGGAUGAAUACAAGAUUCUGUUGUGUUGGAAGCGUAACGAGCCUGUCGGACCAUCGGGUCAGAAUUUCACGUUUUUGCCGGGAACACAUAAAGGGAAUCGGGAUAUCUUGGUCGGCCAGGAUGGACAACCCUGGUCAACAGAGCGCGACAGCUUAUUUGUCACCGAUGCCGCAAUUGAUGGCAUUCUGUCAUUCCAGCAGGAAGCAGUUGGUCGACCCUCUAUGGUUGUUGAAGUACAAGUGCCAGAUGCUCCUGUGAGUGUAGCAUUUGCUGCAGGUGCCUUAGUUCACCAACGCUACCGUACAGAAGCCGGUGAUCCCAGAAGCUGCGUAAUCUGCUCUUUUCAUGUUGCGAACGACAACCCAGGCUCAUUGAUCACCUCUCGUCCAUCUGAGUACCAGCCCAAGUCUCUGGUGGAUUUGUUGAUGAGUCCACAAAACAAACAUACAGCUUCCCAGUUCCUUUCUAUGCUGUUGGAUGAAGCGACUAAGAUUGAAAACAAGAUCAAAGAUUUGCAUAUUUCUGAUCAUGCAAGUCGAUUGAUUGAUAUCAAUUCCCUCGCGCUGACAGAAGAUGCGUUGGCUCGCUGGAGGCAAUCCGUUGUCUUUGCCCCAACUGCAUCCACUAUCAAAUUCACAAGGAACAUUUAUCUCUCAUCAGCCCAGCCUCGUACCCAGGAGGAUUUUAUCAAAACUCUUGCAAUUGCUAUGGCAUACGACAAGCAUGGUCUGCUGCAAUUGAUUUUGUACGAAGACGGCCGCGAGGAAAUCCGUAAGAUCUCACGGAAGAAGAUUGGGGAAAUGAGACAAAAGACUCUAGUGCAACAUCUUCAUGACUGGUCGUAUGUGUUUUCCAAACAAAAAUUUGAUUCCUCUGAUCUCCCUUUGCCGAGUGAGCUGAGGGAUAUGUCAGAUGUUAUCGGGGAUUUGGCGAAAGCAAGGCUCCAUGAAGUGGAGACUAGUAAGGAUGAAAAAUUGGCGCAAGCUGAUCUUGUUAUGCUGACCUCACUUUGCCGCUUAAUAUACGAUAUGGGCGAGGCAAUCAUGCGCUGUGAAAAGAUGGAAACUUUCGUAUCUACCAGUCUCUUCAUGUUUUGGACAACCUCUUAUGUCGUUCCCUAUCUUCGUGGAGAGCGGAAAAGAUGGGCGAGAUCCAUUGCUAGCAAUUUCCUACGUAAUUACAUUUCAAGUGUUCUGAUACUUGAAAGAAUGUAG
Talaromyces marneffei is the source of this 1827-nucleotide messenger RNA. RefSeq lists its product as uncharacterized. The record is from RefSeq and is a predicted model, not a curated record. The transcript has a single exon. Bases 1 to 1827 code for a protein of 608 amino acids. NCBI's taxonomy places the organism in Eukaryota, Fungi, Ascomycota, Eurotiomycetes, Eurotiales, Trichocomaceae.